AUGGAUUACCUAAGCACCUUGUCAAAAUCAGCACCCAUUCACCAAGCCAUUGCACUGAUACAGCAAUCCCAUCUGGCUCAUCGCUGGAUGGAUUUUUAUAAGCGUUCCACAAGAAACGAGCUCACAUUUCUCGGCGCUGCUGCAUUUUUGACGCUCUACAACCUGUCAUCGUACGUCAAAGCCAAGCGUCAAAAGUUGCAUUUGCCUCCCACUGUGCCAUUCAGUCUGCCCUUGCUGGGUCAUUCGUUGUAUCUCAUGAUCAUGCCUAAUAAAUUUAUUGAUUGGUGCAACAAGAAUUACGGUGAACUGUAUAAUAUCAACAUGCUCGGUAAAGAGGUUACUGUGGCGAGUGGUAAAUGUGCCGAAGAGGCAUUGAAGGCUGAUCAGGCUGAUUUGUCAUUAGAAGAAGGUGUUGUCAAAGAUUUGUUGCAUUUGGACUAUGUAUUCGAUCAUCAUACGAUGGCUAUUGGUAUCAAGGCCAAUCCAAUUGUAGCCAAAGCAACAGUGCCCAACAACAAGAUGCCCAUGUACAUCCCUGGUAUUCAGGUUGGCCUGGAAAGAGGCGUAGCGACGCUAUUUAACAAGAACGAACCCACCAUUGUCAACCAUCCUAGCCCCUUCUUUCAAAACUUUGUCGCUUACAUGAGUGUGCCUACUUUGCUUGGCGAGGAAAUGGCCACCAACACUGAGGUGAUCAAGUCCUUUGCUGAAUUCACUGGCGACGUGACCAAGAACGUUGGUAUCUUUAUGAUGGUGCCCAAGUUUUUCCACCCUUACCUUGUAUCUUAUCUACAAUCUGCCAACAAACACUAUGAAGUCAUGGAAAAGUAUGUUGCGCCUGUCAUUGUGGAGAGAAGGGAAAAGAUGAAGCAAGCACAAGAAGCAGGUGUCGAGCAUGGCCUGGAAAACAACUUUUUGCAAGGUCUGAUGGAGUUUGAGAAUACCGAUGAUCCCAACAGAUCCUUCUACACUGAAAAGGAGCUUGCUCAUGCUGUCUUGUUGGUCGCUUUUGCCUCUGUUCAUACCACCUCCAUGAAUCUGAGUUUCUCCAUCUACUGGUUGAUUGCUCGUCCUGAUCUCAAGGCCCAAUUGUUGGAAGAAAUUGAGCGUAUUGUGCCUGGAAAUACACCUUUAACUCACGAAGCUUUGAGCAAGAUGCAGUUCCUGAACAAUUUCAUGCGUGAAGUGCUUCGCCAAGGCGCUGAUAGAGUGGCUAAUGGCAAAAAGGCUCUCAGAGACUACACCUUCAAGAAUGGCUACCAAGUGCCCAAGGGGCGUUCUGUCACUACCACUCUGCGUCAAUUGAACUUUGGUGAUAACGUUACCAGAGCUGCUGUACAAGACAUGGAUCCUGCAAAGUCAUUGAACAAGAUCAGCACUUCACCAGCAAGAGACUUUGCUAGUUUCGGCAUGGGUAAGCAUAUGUGUCCUGGCCGUUUCUUUGCUGUUCAAGAGAUUGAAAUGUCUCUUGUACAUCUGUUGAAACAUUUUGACAUUGACACAGUCAGCGGUAAGAAGCCCUAUCCUGUUGCUACGAUUGCUGGUGUCUUUGCCACGAAUUGCGAAGAGCCUCUUGUCUUUACUCCCAAGCACAUCUAG
This is a messenger RNA of Mucor velutinosus, 1599 nucleotides long. RefSeq lists its product as uncharacterized. The record is from RefSeq and is a predicted model, not a curated record. The coding region runs from base 1 to 1599 and encodes 532 amino acids. The transcript has 2 exons. Gene Ontology annotation, molecular function: heme binding; oxidoreductase activity, acting on paired donors, with incorporation or reduction of molecular oxygen; monooxygenase activity. Lineage: Eukaryota; Fungi; Mucoromycota; Mucoromycetes; Mucorales; Mucoraceae.